ACCAGUCGGUUGCACCUCCGACAGUUUAUAUACGUGCUUUCUCAAAACGAUAAUGUAGUGUGUUUAAAUGCGUGUCGAUUGAUCGACGGCAUAACACGUUAGAAAAUUAACGAUUUGUAAAAUUCGUGCUUUUCCUGCGCGCGGACGAGACCGUGCGAUCAAUCGCGCGCGCGAUACGUGCGUGCGAUCGAGAGUCGUGAGGAAUUCACCGGAACGCAUCGCGCAGCUAGAUUGCAAUUUCUUUGUAUCUUCUUCUUUUGAUCUUGAUAAAGUGAAUUUUUCCCUGACAGUUUUCUCGUGAAUUGUCAAUUUCCUGUGCGCGCGCGCGAGUCCGUUUUUGCGACUUCGUUUUCCGCACGUGGAAGGAAAAAAAUCGACAGAUAUCGCCACAAUGACGCUCAUGGUUGAGCCCACGAAAGCCGAGGAAGGCAACGGUCCCGUCAAGAUCGAGACCUUCGACGACAUUCUACCGUACGUCGGCGAAGCCAGCAGAUACCAGUUGUUCCUCUUCAUUUUGCUCCUGCCGUUUACCUUCGUCUACGCCUUUUUGUACUUCGCGCAGUUCUUCAUCACUCUCGUGCCUGCCGAACACUGGUGCUCAAUACCCGAGCUGGAAUACUGGAAUCUCACCGACCACGAGAAAAUUUCGUUAGCGAUACCACCGGCGACGAGCGAGGAGCUGCAAUUGGAGAGCGCCACGCCGUUCUCGAGAUGCUACAUGUACGAUGUCAAUUACACCGAGUUGCUCGAACAGGGAGUCAGAUACGCCAAUAUGUCGUGGCCGAAGAUACCGUGCCGACAGGGAUGGAAGUUCAAUCACACGAUGAUACCGUACGCCUCGAUCGCCGCCGAGCUCGAGUGGGUCUGCGACAAAACGUUUCUCGGUUCGGCGGCUCAGUCGGCCUUCUUCGCCGGCAGUAUUAUCGGCGGUCUGAUAUUCGGCUACAUAGCCGAUCAUUACGGCAGAAUCCCGGCUCUGGUGUCCUGCAACACCGUUGGAUUCUUCGCAUCCGUCGCGACCUCUUUCUGCAACAGCUUCUGGUCGUUUUGCGUCGCGAGACUGAUCGUCGGCAUGUCGUUUGACAACUGCUUCAACGUUCUCUUCAUCAUCGUGCUCGAGUACGUCGGUCCUAAGUACAGAACUCUGGUGGCGAACAUGUCCUUUGGAAUUUACUUCGCCGCCGCCGCCGGUCUUCUGCCGUGGAUCGCGUAUUGGAUCGCGGAUUGGAGGAUUUUGAGCGUCGCCACCGCCUUUCCGAUGGUUGUCGCAUUCGUCGGUCCGUGGAUCAUUCCGGAAAGCGCGCGAUGGUACAUUAUGAACAACAAGAUCGACAAGGCGAUCGAGAUGCUGAAGAAAUUCGCGAAAGUCAACGGGAAAGAAGUGAAGCAGGAGGUGUUCGACGAAUUCGAGAAGAGCUGCAGAGCCAUGAUCGAGAGGGAUCAGUCGUACAAUCAAUACACCGUGCUGGAUCUCUUCAAACUACCUCGUCUGGCUCGUAUCACUGUGGUACUUAUUGUUUACUGGCUUCUGAUGGUGUGGGUGUUUGACGGACACGUGUGGAACAUGAAGCUACUGGAUCCCGACGUGUUCACGUCGUUCUCCUUGGCCGCGAUGACCGAACUUCCGGCGGCGAUUUUGCUGGCGAUCUUCCUCGACAGAUGGGGCAGACGAUGGAUGGGCUUCGCUUCCAUGUUUAUGUGCGGCGUUUUCUCUUUCAUCGCCCUCGCCACCCCCGCCGGUGUAAUCACCGUCGCCAUGGCGAUUUUGGCGCGCCUCGGUGUCAACGUCGCCGCAAAUAUCGGUUUCCAAUUCUCGGCUGAACUAUUGCCUACCGUGGUGCGGGCGCAGGGUGUGUCUCUGAUUCAUAUUAUUGGUUACUUCGCUCACAUUAUCGGACCUUACGUAAUCUACUUGGCCGACGUUGAUCCGUCUCUGCCGCUGAUAGUUCUCGGCCUUUUGUCCUUUGUGAGCGCGGUGUUGACACUGGCGUUACCGGAGACCAUGGACCAGGAGAUGCCGCAGAGUCUGCAGGAAGGUAACGACUUCGGUAAAGAGCAGAACUUCUGGUGGAUCCCCUGCAUAUCCUCAAGUCCGCGACUGAAGAAAUCGCUGAGGAAGAACACGCAGAAGGAGGGCAUGACGAAUGCGGGCUUCCACCACGGCAGUAUUCAGACCAUCGACUCCACCAGAUUAUAGCGAUCACCCGUGUUCUCGUACAUCACGUUGAAAAAAAUUUGCCAAAUCGUUGUAAAUAUCGCGCGGUAACCGCGUGUGUGAUUUUAGGUGUUAAACUAUAUAACAACGCGAGAUAGACACGCAGAGCAACGAGUGUGUAACGAUAACGCAGUGCAAAGUACAAAGAGAGACAACGUAAGAGAGAACGUCAGGAUCCCAUUUUGAUGUGAAAUUUCACGCGCGCGCGCGCGCGCGGCGGAAUGUACGCGCAACGGACGUGAGCGCGAAUGCGUGUCAAAACGCACACUCUGAGAAAAUAGAUUAUCUUUGUUAGAUGAUAAUUUUUAUUCGCGAUGCACGUCGUGACUCGGAUCGAUUACUCCUCGCAACAUGCGAGCGGUGAAUAUGUGUGAAAUUUAUUUUCCUGUGUCAUAAUUUGAACAAACAUCACGGUAGUGAGUUCGCUGAUAAUUUUUCUAUAUCGGUUGUGAGAUCGUCAUCACGCGACGCAAGAAGAACUGAGAGUUCGAUGAGAUUUGUUUAUCUCUUAGACUACGCGCGUAUAUUUCUGGAAACAGAAAUCGCGCAAAUAUCGCGUGCCUCUAAAUUUAGCCAAUUUCAACAACGAAUAACGCGUAUUAUUACAUAAAGAGAUAUUUAACGAUUGUAAUUCAACGAUUAUUUCUGUGUUGAUUUCUUGAUGCAUCAUCAAGAGAAUCGUUAUUAAGGAAUUAUUGUACAAUUGUCAGCAACGAAGAAACGAAGUGGAUUCACAGACACACAUCCGAAGAGAGGAAAUUGUAAAUAAACACAAUGCGGACUGAGAACGAUCAUUUUUGUUAUUAUCAUUAAGAAUGAUAAGGUUCGUUUCUGAGAUUUAUUAUCAAAUUGAAAAUUUGAACCGAAGACAAAGUCACACGAGAACUUUGUACGGCUAUGAUAUAAAACUCGCUCUAUAAAAAAAAAAAAAAAAAAA
Messenger RNA from Pseudomyrmex gracilis, 3152 nucleotides. Its product is annotated as carcinine transporter-like. The record is from RefSeq and is a predicted model, not a curated record. Lineage: Eukaryota; Metazoa; Arthropoda; Insecta; Hymenoptera; Formicidae. Gene Ontology annotation, molecular function: transmembrane transporter activity. Gene Ontology annotation, biological process: transmembrane transport. The transcript is spliced from 10 exons. Gene Ontology annotation, cellular component: membrane. Bases 392 to 2197 code for a protein of 601 amino acids.